This is a messenger RNA of Cuscuta epithymum, 1477 nucleotides long. The record is from the annotation of a GenBank genome assembly. Lineage: Eukaryota; Viridiplantae; Streptophyta; Magnoliopsida; Solanales; Convolvulaceae.
UUUCCUCCUCUCUUCAAUAUUAUAUUUUGUAGUUUAUAUUUCAACAUGGUAUCAGAGCCUUCCAUUUCAGUUUAGUUUUUCAGAUUUCAGUUCUUUAUUCAGGCUGACUUCAGUUCAGUAUUCAGGCUGGGUUCUUUCUCCAAGAACUUGAGUUAACUUCAGAACCUUACACACCAUUUUCAGAACCUUACACACCAUUCUGCCUACAGAACCUCUACACACCAUUAAACAGAACCUCUGUCCAGACCAACACCGUCCUAUUUCUCACCUCCGUCCUAACCAAUUGCACUUGCCGCCGCCGACCACGUCUUUGGAGUCCGCACCGGCAAAGCUUCACGCGUCAGUCACACGCGCCGCCGAAGACUUUCUCGGCUGCCGCACGCGCCGGCGAGUGAAGCUUCAUAGCUGACCGGAUUUCUAAUCGGAAAUCGCCAUCUCUGCCAGGCAAAUCCAUUUUUCCGAUCUGCGAGCUUUUGGAUCCACGGUCUUCUUGAGGUUGGCGACGCAGACUGUUGAGAAAGGUUGGGAUUUGAGACUAGGUGAACUAGCUCGAAUUAGAAAGGGGCUGCGUUAUAUUUUUGGAGUCGCCACUAUCAUUGGCUGGUAAGUCUUAAUUAGCUGUAUUUAUUUAUUUAUUCUCAAAAAAAAAAAAAGUAAAAAAAAAAAUCAAAAAAAAAUCAAAAAAAAAAAAAUUCAAAAAAAAAAAAGAAAAAAGAAUGUCUUUUACGGGUCCAUUUGGCAGAGGAGUAAUAUGCCAUUACUGCAAGAAGCCCGGGCACUUGCUCAAAGAAUGUAGAAAGUUGCUGUUCAAAAAUCAAGGAAAUCAGCUUGCUCAUGUUGCUUCCGCUACGAGUUCAUUUGAUGGAUCAAUUGCUAUUUCUUCAGACGAGUAUGCUAAAUUUAUUUGCUACCAAGAAUCUCUAAAGCAUUCAUCUACCCCUAUCUCGGUAGUCGCAAAUUCAGGUAUUUCAAACACAUGUCUUGUUUCAUCAUCCUCAAAAUGGGUCAUUGACUCAGGUGCCACAGAUCAUAUGACUGGUAAUCCUAAUCUAUUCUCAUCAUUUCACUCACAUUUACCUGCUUCCAGUGUCACUUUAGCAGACGGGUCUACCUCACCCGUUCUUGGAUCUGGUACUGUUGUACCAACUUCUACAUUACCAUUAUCGUCUGUUUUGAGUCUUCCUAAUUUUGCAUUUAAUCUGCUUUCCAUCAGUAAAAUCACACGUACUCUUAAUUGUUCUGUAACAUUUUUUCCGGGAUAUUGUGUGUUUCAGGAUCUGUUAACGAAGCAUACUAUUGGUCAAGGACAUGAGUCGGGUGGUCUUUAUAUUUUGGAUACAUCAAUUACAAAAGGUAUCUCUUGCCUUGGGGUUGGAAAUCUAUUAGAAGCUCAUUACCGAUUAGGACAUCCAUCUCUCUCACUAAUGAAGCAAUUAUAUCCUCAGUUUAAUAAGGUGUCUUCUAUACAAUGUGAGUC